Rhipicephalus microplus (southern cattle tick) is the source of this 1077-nucleotide messenger RNA. RefSeq names its product glutathione S-transferase omega-1. Gene Ontology annotation, molecular function: glutathione dehydrogenase (ascorbate) activity; glutathione transferase activity. The record is from RefSeq and is a predicted model, not a curated record. Gene Ontology annotation, biological process: glutathione metabolic process. Gene Ontology annotation, cellular component: cytoplasm. Lineage: Eukaryota; Metazoa; Arthropoda; Arachnida; Ixodida; Ixodidae.
AGAACAGCGUCUCCUCCCCCUUCACGUAAGCGGCUGCAUGGCUGCAUCCGUUGGCGCUGUUUUCAAGCUACAUUCCCCGCUAGCUGUCUGCACGAGCCUCGAGGGAAGGGUGGGUGUCCGGCGACGCCAAAUCCUCGCCGCGUCAGCUAGUCGGUGGUGCUCAUUUUCACAUUCACCGGAAACCCGCAGCAAGUGGUCGUCACUCUACCGUUGCAGCAACAUGAACGCGUGGGCACUGGAAACCGGCUCCAAGCUUCCGCCGCUUGUUCCGGGCAAACUGCGCCUGUACAGCAUGAGGUUCUGCCCCUACGCGCAGCGGGCACUCCUAAUGCUUAACGCCAAGGGCCUAGACCACGAAGUGGUCAACGUGAACUUGGCGAGAAGGCCCGAGUGGUACAACGACGUACUACCCGCGGGUACCGUUCCGGUGCUGUACCAGGACGAAAAGGUCAUCAGCGGUUCCAUGCCGAUCGCCGAGUACCUGGAAGAAGCGUACCCGCAGCCGCGUCUCUUGCCCAGCGAUCCGUACCUCAAGGCCUUGGACAGGAGCUUUCUGGACUCGGCAUUAGCAUGUGCAUCGCUGAUUGGCAGCAUUUCGCUGAAGAGAGGAUCGAAGGAAGAGCACUGGGCGAACUUUGUCAAGAAAAUCGGGUGCUUUGAAAAAGAGCUUGGCAAGAGGAAGACGACGUACUUCGGAGGUGACCAACCCGGCUUGGUGGACUACGUGCUCUGGCCCUCGUUUCCGGCUGCUCUCGCCUUCAGCAAGCUCUAUCCCGAUCUCAAGAUGCCGGCGGCCGACGAGUUCCCGCUGUUCUCGCGCUGGCUGCAGGCCAUGCGAGGGCACCCUGUGGUGAAGGCCACCGUGAACGAGGACCACGUCUUCCUCUACGCCAAGAGUGGUCAGGAGGGAGAACGGGACUACAAUGCUGGACUACAGAAGUAGAGCCGUACGUCGCGCGUGUAACUUCCCUCACGUGUCGCGUGCGAGCGUAGCCGUGCGCAGCAGCAUCUGCACAUAUAUGCUACGCUUAUUAGGAGUGGGCGAGAGAAAGAGAGAAAUAAACGCUUAUUUCGAAA